AUGUCUGAAAGUGAUUACACUAAACUGCUAGCAUUAUUUGUCUGCGUUGCUUUCUUUGCAUCUGUUGCUGCUGGAGAUAGCGAAGCAAAAGCUCUGUUGAAGUGGAGAGAUAGCUUUAAAGACCAAAGCAAAGCUAUGUUGUCCACUUGGAAGAAUGAUACUAAUCCUUGCAGGCAGUUGUGGAGGGGAAUUUCUUGUGAUGAGUCCAUGUCUGUGUCCAAUAUAAGUCUCUCAAAUCUUGGUCUUCAAGGUACACUUUCCACUCUCAACUUCGCUGCCUUUUCUAGUCUCCUCCACUUCGACAUAAGUUACAACCAAUUUUAUGGAUACAUUCCCCACAAAAUUGGUAAAUUGUCUAGUAUUGCGAUGUUGAGUUUGUCAGAUAAUUCGAUUAAGGGUCACAUUCCUCCUGAAAUUUGGAAUCUGACCACUCUAAGUCAUCUUGAUCUUAGCACAUGUAAUCUCACAGGAAAAAUUGCCCAUGAAAUUGGGAAUUUGAGGAAUUUGAGGCUCCUAUGGCUUGGAGAAAAUUCCCUUUCUGGUCCCAUUCCUGAAGAGAUUGGAUGGUUGAGUAAUCUUGUUGACCUUCGCUUGGGAAGGAACCCUUUGUCAGGUAGAAUCCCAUCAUCAAUUGGAAACUUGACCAUGUUACAAGUACUUUAUCUUUAUCAAAACAAUCUCUCAGGUCCUAUUCCAACUGAAUUAGGAAAACUCUAUUCUCUCAUUAACAUUCAGUUAUAUGAAAAUAGACUUUCAGGGCCAAUCUCUCCUUCUAUAGGAAACCUAACAAAUCUUGUACGAUUGUCCUUUUCUAGUAACAGACUUUUUGGUCCAAUUCCUCCAUCCAUUGGUAACUUGAUCAAUUUAGAUGAUUUCCACCUUCGAAACAACAGUCUUUCAGGAUUUAUUCCUUCCACUAUAGGAAAUAUCACAAAGCUCACUGUCCUUUACUUGGACAACAACAGUUUUAGCGGUCAACUUCCACGAGAAAUGAAUAACUUGACAAGUUGGUAUAACAUACAGCUGAGUUAUAAUCAUUUCAGUGGUCCUUUACCACAAAAAAUUUGUCAAAGUGGCAUGUUAUAUGCCCUCAGUGCUAAUGAUAACCAUUUCAUUGGUCCUAUUCCAACAAGUUUGAAGAAUUGUUCUAGUCUAGAAAGGCUCAGGCUUGAUAAUAACCAAAUAGUUGAUAAUAUAACAGAUGCUUUUGGAGUAUAUCCUUAUUUGGACUACAUUGAUCUUAGUGGUAAUCAACUGUAUGGUCACCUUUCAUCCAAGUGGGGGAAGUGUCAAAAUCUCACACGAUUGAUUAUUCACAAUAACAAGCUUUUUGGUGAUAUACCACCAGAAAUAGGAGAGGCAACUAAACUUGGGUUACUUAACUUGUCUUCAAAUCAUUUUUCUGGACAAAUUCCAAAACAACUGGGGAAGUUGAUCAUGUUGAUAGAACUCUCCUUGAGCAACAAUAACUUCUCUGGCUUGGAUUUUUAUCCAACUUGCGAGUAUUGA
This is a messenger RNA of Neltuma alba, 1509 nucleotides long. Its product is annotated as MDIS1-interacting receptor like kinase 2-like. The record is from RefSeq and is a predicted model, not a curated record. Gene Ontology annotation, molecular function: protein binding. The transcript is spliced from 2 exons. NCBI's taxonomy places the organism in Eukaryota, Viridiplantae, Streptophyta, Magnoliopsida, Fabales, Fabaceae. The coding region runs from base 1 to 1509 and encodes 502 amino acids.